AUGAGAAGGCGCGUUGUUGGCGUGGCGGGCGGUGGCGGGGCCAAGAUGGCGGCGGCGCUGUCGGUGAGCGGGGCCGGGCCCGGGCCCGGAGCGGAGCCCCCGGCGGGGCCCGGCCUGGCCCCCGAGGAGGAGCUGCCGCCGCUGGACCCGGCCGAGGUGCGGAGCCGCCUGGAGCACAGCGAGCGGCAAUUCCGCAACCGGCGGAAGGUGCUGAUCCGCGGCUUACCGGCGGAUGUGACCAACCAGGAUAUCCAUGAGCUGCUGAAGGAUUACGAGCUCAAGUAUUGCUUCGUGGACAAGUACAAGGGAACAGCCUUCGUGACGCUGCUCACGGCCGAGCAGGCGGCCUCGGCGGUCGGGCGCUUCCACGGCCGCUCUCUGCGGCAGCGCGCGCUGCGGGUGCAGCUGCAGCCCACGGAGGCCGUGCUGUGCGUGGCCAACCUGCCCCGCCUGCUGACCCAGCCGCAGUUCGAGGAGCUGCUGCGGCCCUUCGGCAGCCUGGAGCGCUGCUUCCUGGUCUACAGCCCCGCCACGGGCCACUCCAAGGGCUACGGCUUCGUGGAGUUCAUGAAGAAGGACUCGGCGGCGCGGGCGCGCUCGGAGCUGCUGGGCAAGCAGCUGGGCACCCGGAGGCUGCACGUGCACUGGGUGGAUGCGGCGCAGCUGAGCCCCGAGCUGCUGCACUCGCGCUGCCUGUGCGUGGACAGGCUGCCCCGGGGCUUCACUGACCUGCAGGGGCUCAGGGCUGUGUUCCAGAGGGUCUGCGAGCCCUCCUUCUGCCAGCUGGCCAUCGGGCAGGACGGGCAGCCCAAGGGUUUUGCAGUUCUGGAGUUCGAGUCCCCGGAGGCGGCCGAGCGAGCCCAGGAGGCCACGGACGGGUUCCGUCUGUCCGGGCAGCACAUCCGUGUGUCCUUCUGCGCCCCCGGGCCCUCGGGCCGCAGCAUGCUGGCUGCGCUGAUCGCCGCCCAGACCACGGCCCUGAACCGUGGCAAGGGGCUGCUCCCUGAGCCCUCCCUGCUGCAGAUCCUGGGCAGCCUGGGCAACCCGGCCUCGCUGCAGCUGCUGCUCAACCCCCUGCUCCAGGGGGCCCUGGGCGCCAAGCAGGCAGGAAUUUUGGGAGCUGCUCCCUCCCUUCCCCUGGUGCCCAACCCGGCGCUGUCCACGGCUCUGCUCCAGCUGGCUCUGCACAGCCAGACCCAGAAACCGGGAAUUUUGGGCGAUUCCCCGCUGAGCUCCCUGGCCCAGCCCCCCGGGAAGCUCCUGGGGGAGAUUCCCUCAGGCGCUCCCGUGCCCGGGGACGGGGCCCAGCCCCGCGGGAAGUCCCCGGUCCUGUCCCCGGUCCUGGCCCCGUUCCUGGCGCAGGAGAAGGCGGCGCUGGGACCCCCCGGGACCCCCCCGGGGCUGGGACCCCUCCCCAAACCCCUCCCCAAGCCCCUCCCCAAAGCCCAGCAGGGAGAGAGCGGAGCCCCCGCCCCCACGGUCUCUCUCCUGGGGGAGCCCCCCAAGGAUUUGAGGAUCCCCCUCAAUCCCUACCUGAACCUGCAGAGCCUCCUGCCCACGCCCGGCCUGCCAGGAAAAGGGUUUAAGGUGAAACCUGGAGUUUUGGGGACCCCCCCGCCCGACGCCUUCGCCGUGGACUUCCCGGAUUUGGGGUCCCGGAUUUUCCCCCAGCCCCGCGACCACGGCUCCAUCCUGGGGAGCUUCGGGCACGGCAGGCACAAGAUCUCCUCCCCCUCCUCGGGGUUGGACAGGGGGGGUCUGGGACCCCCAGGGCCCCCCUUUUUCUCAGGAUCCCCCAGUUCCUACUUCACCAGUGGCCUCCAGGCCGGGCUCAAGCAGAGCCACCUCAGCAAGGCCAUCUCCAUCCCCCCGAGCUCCGACUCCAUCCUCGCCUUGGCUCCCCCCAGCUCUCACCCCAAGACGCCGCUAGGGGGGCACAAGAGGGGCUUCUCCCACCUGCUGCCGUCGCCCGAGCCCAGCCCCGAGGGCUCCUACGUGGGCCAGCACUCCCAGGGCCUGGGGGGCCACUACGCCGACUCCUACCUGAAGAGAAAAAGGAUAUUUUAGUGGGGAAAACCUCCCAAAAAAACCCCAAAACAAACCCCAAAAAAAUCCCCCAAAAAAUCCCCAAAAAAACCCCAAAAAUUCAAAAUAAAACCCCCCAAAAACUCAAAAAAAACCCCCCCUAAAGAUAACAUUUUUUAAAAAAAACAAAACCUCAAAAAAUAAAAAAAAGACCAAAAAAUCCCAAAAAUCUAUAAAUCCUGCCCAAACUUCACCUUGGUUUUUGCUUUAUUUUCAUCAGGAUUUUAUUUCUCUUUCAUUUUUGUUUUAAUCCUCUUUUUUUGGGGUUUUUUGGUGUUUAUUUUUUGCGGUUUUUGUUUUUAAGAGAUUUUAAGAUUUUUAAUUGCCCCUUGAAGGAUUUGGGGAGAAUCCCUUAAAUUUUUGGGGUUUUUUUUUUCUGCCUCCCCCUCCCCAGAGCAGCCCCUGGAGCCCCCCAAAAACGCUCCCUGCCUUAACUGCUGCUUUUGGGGUGGGGUCCCCAAAAUUCCAGGGCUCAAGCCCAAUUCCAACCUUUUCUUUGGGGGGAUUCCCACUUUUUCCCACUCUUGGGGUUUUUCCCCUGUUUUGGGGUUGGUUUUGGGGUGGGGUCUCCCCCAUGUUUUUGGGGUUUCCCCCUUUUUUGGGGUCCAAUCCCUCUCUUUAAACAUUUCACUGGGUGGAUUUUUUUGCUGUUUUUUUUUUUUUGUGUUUCCCCCUUUUUUUAACAACUGGAGCCGCUGCCGUUUUACGCUUUUUUUUGGGGUAAAAUCGGCCUUUUUACUUUAACGCUGUUUUGUUUUUUUAAUCGACCAAAUCUUCCUCCUUUCUCCUUCGUUUUUUUGGGGGGAUUUCCCAGGAUUUGAGUUCUUUUCCCUGUUUUUACUGUCUGGUUUUGCUGUAAGGGGGGAUUUGGGGGGGGCUGUGUCCCCCCCACCCCCCUCCCCCCAAAAUAAAAUUCUAUUUAUA
This is a messenger RNA of Zonotrichia leucophrys gambelii, 3009 nucleotides long. It is a transcript of the gene RAVER1, whose product is annotated as ribonucleoprotein, PTB binding 1. Lineage: Eukaryota; Metazoa; Chordata; Aves; Passeriformes; Passerellidae. The transcript has 14 exons. The coding region runs from base 1 to 2067 and encodes 688 amino acids. Gene Ontology annotation, cellular component: nucleus. The record is from RefSeq and is a predicted model, not a curated record. Gene Ontology annotation, molecular function: mRNA binding.